CUCGGGGACGACACUCAAGGCCUUGCAUGCUUCCUCUACUCGGCCAUCCUCUCUCGAGGACCCAGCAACGUUCACAAGGACAUGGAGUCAUUCGACGCGAACGUGAAGCUUAUGGGGCAACACAACUAUUGCAGCCAAGAGAUGGUUAACCUCCUUCUGGUGGGCAAGGCUGUUCCCCACGUGUUCGAUGGUACCAAGGAGCUUGAUGGCUUGACGCUGAACGGAAUAUCCUGCUCGACUGAGAUUGGCUUUUUCUCCCUUUUUGAGCAUUACAGAAGCAUUGAAGUUGGAUCCCUCUUGAAAAAUCCGAAGUACCCAGUAUGGGUAGUUUGCUCUGAGUCUCAUUUUUCUGUUUUCUUCUCCGCCAAUCUAGAUGCUCUCGAGGUGAUUGUGUAUGAUACAAUCACGGCAUCUUUACUGUCGAUUUGGCAGAAUUCCGAAGGAUCCAAGGAGAUUGAUUUAUACUACUACGAUGAGCUAGCCAAGCAAGACGAGACUAUUCGACUCUCUGUUUCCUGGAAGAAUUCAAACUCUCACUGCGGCAAGGGGCCGAUGGAUCCCAGCAUUGACCUCACUCCUCCCCUUGAACACUGCAUAAGGACCAAGUGGCCUCAAGCUGUUGUCGACUGGAACGGAUCUGAUCCUGUGAGAGGUCAUCUUGAUCUAAGAAAGAUGCUGAUAUUCAUUUCAGAUUCUUUGAUUUCAAAAGCUUCAGCGCACGUGAUCAGGCACAGAACGUUGUUGGGGUCGUGA
This is a messenger RNA of Guillardia theta CCMP2712, 753 nucleotides long. RefSeq lists its product as hypothetical. The annotation marks the transcript as partial. Gene Ontology annotation, molecular function: K48-linked deubiquitinase activity; cysteine-type deubiquitinase activity. The transcript has 3 exons. NCBI's taxonomy places the organism in Eukaryota, Cryptophyceae, Pyrenomonadales, Geminigeraceae. Gene Ontology annotation, biological process: protein K48-linked deubiquitination. The record is from RefSeq and is a predicted model, not a curated record.